AAUCUACUUGGGAAAUGAUUUUCUUCAGAAUCUUGGUUGUGACAAUAACCGCCGCACAAUCAAUAGCUCAGUCGGAAUUGAAAUGACUAGGGUUCAAUAUCAACAUGCAGAUGAUCUGCUGUCUGACAGCUAGCAGGGGUCUGUCAUCUGCAGCGGUAGAAUCCUUCAGCAGUAAGCACAUUGGUAGUACUCUAUUUCAGACUGCUUUGGUAUGGGAAACACGAAUCGAUUCUCUACAAAGCUUUAUAGGUAUAUGGUCAAUACUUCGAGUUGGGCGAGCCAUACAUGAGUCAUAUGUUUCGCUAAUAAUGUACAGCUUCCCAUGGUCAUUGUCUAGAGAGCAGAGGGGACACUUGCUACCAACGAUGAAGGGUUACUUCACUAUGAGCAUUGAUGCCUAUGACUCAAUUGCUCAGAUCCCCGAUCCUUACGACCAGAAUAUCAUCAUUGAACCCUCUACUGCAUCUCUAGAAUGAUGGUAUUAAUUUCCUGAGCGGAACAACUCAGCAGCUAUUCCAUUCCAAAUUUCUAAAUCUCCUGACUCGAAUCAGCAUUCGUCAGAUAUAUCGGAUAUAAAAGUGACACAUUCAACCUAAACCCAUCGCUACUAUCUGAACUAGACACCAGUCAGGCAAAUUAUUCAAUAUCAUCAACAUUAGCUCUUCGAUAUCUACAUUGCAUCUAUACAUAUA
Messenger RNA from Aspergillus sclerotioniger CBS 115572, 692 nucleotides. RefSeq lists its product as uncharacterized. NCBI's taxonomy places the organism in Eukaryota, Fungi, Ascomycota, Eurotiomycetes, Eurotiales, Aspergillaceae. The transcript has a single exon. The record is from RefSeq and is a predicted model, not a curated record. Bases 105 to 476 code for a protein of 123 amino acids.